AUGGCAACACCUUCGACUCCAUCGUCGUCCAUGAAGAAAAACGACAAGGCCAUCGAGGCUGGGGACCUUGGGCCAGUACAUAAUGGGGCUGUCACCGGCACCGAUGCCGUCGCACGGGUUCAGUCUAGGAGCGGACCCAUCGACACAGACGCUGUGAUAAUUCAUUCGAACGCAGACAUCGAGAAGAAUGCGCGUGCCCCAUCACACAACCCUCUGCCACCCGGAGCCCCCAAUCCCGCAAACUUCCCUGAUGGCGGCCGCGCUGCGUGGCUCGUCGUCCUCGGCGCGUGGUGCGCUACUUGCUGCACAACGUCCCUCUCGUCCUGUAGCUCCUGUGCUACCUGUUGA
This is a messenger RNA of Pseudogymnoascus destructans, 348 nucleotides long. RefSeq lists its product as uncharacterized. The coding region runs from base 1 to 348 and encodes 115 amino acids. Lineage: Eukaryota; Fungi; Ascomycota; Leotiomycetes; Thelebolales; Thelebolaceae. The transcript has a single exon. The record is from RefSeq and is a predicted model, not a curated record.